This is a messenger RNA of Melospiza melodia melodia, 779 nucleotides long. RefSeq names its product mitochondrial ribosomal protein L12 (gene MRPL12). Gene Ontology annotation, cellular component: ribosome; mitochondrial large ribosomal subunit. The record is from RefSeq and is a predicted model, not a curated record. Gene Ontology annotation, molecular function: structural constituent of ribosome; mRNA binding. The transcript has 4 exons. Lineage: Eukaryota; Metazoa; Chordata; Aves; Passeriformes; Passerellidae. Gene Ontology annotation, biological process: translation. The coding region runs from base 1 to 606 and encodes 201 amino acids.
AUGCUGCCCGCCGCGCUGCCCGCCGCCCGCCGGGCGCUGCUCCCGCGGCCCCCGCUGCUCCCGCUGCCGCUCCGGCCGCCGCCGCCGCGCCGCGGGGCCCCCGCCGGGCUGCGGGCGCUCGGCACCGGCCCAGCGCGGCGCUCGGAGGCGCUGGCCGGGGCGCCGCUGGACACGGCCGCCAAGGAGUACUCGCCCAAGGUGCGGCAGCUGGUGCGGGACAUCGCGGGGCUGACGCUGCUGGAGGUGGCCGAUCUCAACGCGCUGCUCAAGGAGACGCUGAAGAUCCCGGACGUGGGGGUGAUGCCCGCGGCCGCCGCCGCCUCCCUGCUGCCCGCCCAGGCGGCUCCGCAGGAGGAGGAGGAGGAGGUGGUCCCGCUCAAGAAGGAGAAAACUCAUUUCACCGUCCGGCUGACCGAGUUUAAAGCCGCUGACAAGGUGAAGCUGAUCAAGGAGGUGAAGAACUUCGUGCCCGGAGUGAACCUGGUGCAGGCAAAGAAGCUGGUGGAGUCCCUUCCGCAGGAGAUCAAGGCCAACGCCUCCAAGGAGGAAGCAGAGAAGAUCAAAGCAGCGCUGGAGGCAGCAGGAGGGACUGUUGUUCUGGAGUAGGCUCGCCGUGGAGGGACUGGUGCUGCAGCUGCUGCCCCGGCCGGGCUCUGGACCUUUCCGAGUGCACAGUGGGAGCACUGUCCCAGAGAAUGCUGUACGGUUGGGCAGAGCUGCUGCUUCUGCCAUCACCAUGAACUCUACCUUAUAAAUACCCAAAAAAACCUGUACAAUGA